Macrosteles quadrilineatus (aster leafhopper) is the source of this 3501-nucleotide messenger RNA. RefSeq lists its product as uncharacterized. Gene Ontology annotation, biological process: DNA integration. NCBI's taxonomy places the organism in Eukaryota, Metazoa, Arthropoda, Insecta, Hemiptera, Cicadellidae. Gene Ontology annotation, molecular function: nucleic acid binding. The record is from RefSeq and is a predicted model, not a curated record. The transcript has 4 exons. The coding region runs from base 1 to 3501 and encodes 1166 amino acids.
AUGGAAUGGAAUCACUGGCUCAGGACAUUUACAAAUUUUAUUGAAGUGACAGAAGCAAAUGAAUCUGAGAAAUUGAAACUUCUAAUCAACUAUGUGGUGCCUUCAGUAUAUACUUAUAUCAGUGAAUGUUUGAAUUUUAAAGAUGCAAUUGGUAAUCUUCAAAAUCUAUAUUGUAAGCCAGUGAACGAAGUAUUUGCUCGCCAUAAGUUAUCUACUCGUCAGCAACAACCAGGAGAAUCAGUUGACCAAUAUCUAGAAGCUUUAAAGAUACUCAGCAAAGACUGCAAUUUUAAAGCUACUUCUGCAGAAGAAAAUAGAGAUGACUGCAUUAGAGAUGCAUUUGUAAAUGGUCUGAUUGCUCCACACAUUCGCCAGAGACUGCUAGAGAACUUUAAGCUGCCUCUUCAAGAUGCUUAUGAACAGGCCCGUUGUUUGGAAAGUGCACAACAACAAGCCCUCCUAUAUCAACCCAGCUCAAAUCUCAAUUCAGUUUUAAAACAAGAAAACUCAAUCGUUCAAGACGAUGAUACAAAGAAUCCAACCAUAGCCGCUACUUCUGGGAGUCAUGAUUUACUCAGUCGCCAUUCUAAAUUAGAACUCACAUUAGGUGGACCCGAAUCUCCUCUUACUAUAGUAUCUGUAGCUGCUGCAAAUGUACCACAAGCUUCACUAUUUGAGCAUAUUUCACAUGAUUGUCACCCUAUUUCUGUGAAAUCUCGCCGUCAUACAGUAACAGAUUAUCAGUUUAUUUCAGAAGAAAUUCGCUCACUAUUGCAUGAAGGGGUAAUAGAACCAAGUAUAUCUCCAUGGAGAGCUCAAGCUUUUGUUACCAGCUCCGAAAACCAUAAGAAGCGUAUGGUAAUAGACUACUCUAACACUAUAAACAGAUUUACAAGUCUCGAUGCUUAUCCAAUCCCAAAUCUUGAAGAAAUUGUCAAUAAAGUUGCUAACUAUGAAGUGUUUAGUGCCAUUGAUUUAAAAAGCGCUUACCAUCAAAUACCGAUCAAGGCUGAAGAUAAGCCUUUUACAGCUUUUGAAGCAUGUGGUCAGCUGUAUCAAUUUACCAGAAUUCCUUUUGGGGUGACAAAUGGAGUUGCUGCAUUCCAGAGAGUUAUUGAUGACAUAAUCAGGGCAGAAAAUCUUAAUGACACAUUUGCUUAUUUAGAUGACAUAACAGUAUGUGGUAAAACACAAGAGGAGCAUGAUAGGAACCUAAACAGGCUGAUGAACGCUGCUAGCAAGUAUAACUUGACUAUUAAUGAAAAUAAAUGUUCUUUUUCAAUGAAAUCUAUUAGUCUCCUUGGAUAUACAAUAAGCAACAAAACCAUUAAGCCAGAUUCUGAUCGGCUUUUACCUCUAAAGAAUUUCCCCUUGCCCACAAACGCAUCAUCCCUAAGAAGGGCAGUAGGAAUGUUUUCCCAUUUCUCAAGAUAUGUCCCACGAUUUUCUGAAAAGAUUAAAGUUCUGACAACCAGCUCUUUCCCUUUAUCCGCAACGGCUAUAAAGGCAUUUAAUGAACUGAAACAAGAGAUUGAAAAUGCCUCAAUGAGUCCCAUAAAUCCUGAUCUACCCUUCACUGUUGAGACUGAUGCAUCUGACACUGUAAUAGCAGCAACACUGACCCAGGAAGGAAAACCUGUAGCCUUUUUCUCAAGAGGUCUGUCUCAUAGUGAACUAAAGCACAGUUCGGUUGAAAAGGAAGCAUAUGCAAUCGUGGAGUCAGUACGAAAAUGGAGACACUAUUUGCUAGGCAGACAUUUCAAACUAAUAACAGACCAGAAGUCUGUCUCUUUCAUGUUCAACUCUAAGAUAUCGGGGAAAAUUAAGAAUGACAAAAUCAUGAGGUGGAGACUAGAACUAUCAAGCUAUAGUUAUGAUAUUGUUUAUAGACCUGGUAAACUGAAUGUAGCUGCUGACUCUCUAUCACGAGUGUGCUCGAUGAGCGACAAAAUGAACAGACUUCAUCAAUAUCAUGAAAGAAUGUGUCAUCCUGGUGAAACUCGUAUGUAUCAUUGGAUAAGAAGCAAAAAUUUACCAUACUCCCUUGAUGAGGUAAGAAGAAUGACUGCUUCCUGUAAGGUAUGUUCUGAAGUAAAACCAAGAUUCUUCAAACAUGAUGGAAAAUUAAUAAAAGCAACAUCACCGUUUGAACGUCUUAGCCUGGAUUUUAAGGGUCCUCUUCCCUCUUCUACAAGAAAUCGGUAUAUGCUAACAAUCAUUGAUGAGUACUCACGAUUUCCAUUUGCGUACCCCUGUCCUGAUAUGUCCUCUUCGACUGUUAUUUGCAAACUGAAACAGUUAUUUUCAUUGUUCGGUACUCCUAGCUACAUUCACUCCGAUCAGGGAUCUUCUUUUCUUUCAAAAGAACUAAAGGAGUUUCUCGCUUUAAACGACAUUGCUUCUAGUCGGACUACUGCUUACAACCCUCAGUGUAAUGGCCAGGUUGAGAGAUAUAAUGGUAUAAUCUGGAGAACAGUAGAACUUGCCCUUAAGAACUAUCAACUUGACGUGACAAAGUGGGAAUUAGUUCUGGAUGAAGCUCUUCACUCUAUCCGAUCCUUGCUUUGUACUGCCACGAAUUGUACGCCACAUGAACGAAUGUUUGGACAUCCCAGAAGAUCACAAAAUGGUGUUUCCACACCAACCUGGUUGAUGACUCCUGGAAAAGUGUUGAUGAGACGUCCUAUCAGAAACUCUAAGUAUGAACCAAUAGUGCAGGAGGUGACAUUGCUGGAAGGAAACUCUGAUUACGCUCAUGUACGAUUGCCAGAUGGGCGUGAGACAACAGUGUCUACACGCAACUUAGCUCCUUGUGGAAAACAAGCUGAGAGAACAGAUUUUGAUGAUGAAUCAACACCGGAGAACCACACAAUGGAACUUAAUAGCGAUGUAAACUUAGUAGACGAGACCCAGGAUGUUGGUGUGGACGCUUCUUCACUUGCUCGUGUGGGUUCACCGAACCUUGGCGGAGGUACCCGAAGUAGCCUUGAUGUGUUGUCAGUGUCGCUGUUGAUAGUGAGAAGACCGGUCGCACUCAAGGCCAGCAGCAUGCCCGAGUUUACGCACAAACCUCGCACUGUCAAGGAACAGGAUCUUCGAUACGGAGGACGUGUCCAACCAUCCCACUUGUCCCGGUUGACAGUUACUACAUCCGACUCGUCUUCAGAGGUGGUGGACGUAGCGGUAGACCCGGUUAGUUUUAGGUCGUACGGAUCACUGCGAUACGCCCCGAUUUUUAGUCGAGAGGAGGAAGCUUUUAGAGAAGGACGAGUGAAAGAAGUGAAGACUCCGGAAGUGGAAGGUGAUGAGUCGCUCGCUCUAUCACUUACAGCCGAUGACAUUAUGGACGAGAUCGAGGAGAUGUGCAAGUCGGCCGAGAGCGCUAGUCCCUCUAAUGAAGUGGUGGCUUCUCCACCCCGUAGCAGAGUCGUGAAUCGUGAUUCCAAUGGGAUCAUCGAUACUGUCGUACAUUUCCAGUCCCGACCAAUUCGAGGAUUUUGA